This is a messenger RNA of Grus americana (Whooping crane), 5870 nucleotides long. It is a transcript of the gene MTERF2, whose product is annotated as mitochondrial transcription termination factor 2. The transcript is spliced from 2 exons. Gene Ontology annotation, biological process: termination of mitochondrial transcription; regulation of DNA-templated transcription. Bases 598 to 1791 code for a protein of 397 amino acids. NCBI's taxonomy places the organism in Eukaryota, Metazoa, Chordata, Aves, Gruiformes, Gruidae. Gene Ontology annotation, cellular component: mitochondrial matrix. Gene Ontology annotation, molecular function: double-stranded DNA binding. The record is from RefSeq and is a predicted model, not a curated record.
GGGGCAGAGGCGGGGCGCUUAUGUAAGCGUGUGCGUAGGGAGCCCAGCCCCCGCCGGGUGCCGGUUUGUGCGGGUAGGGGGGACUGUGGCCGCGCUGCCCCCCCACGGAGUCUUAGUCCUCGCACAUCCCCCUCUGCGCGGCCGGCCCGGCCCCCUGCCCGAGGAGGGAGGGCGUCUCCCCUCCCGUGUGAGUUUAAGUUACGUGCCGUUGCUUACGAAACAGUCCGUGCUUCUGUCGGCUCCGGCAGCGGUCCUGAGGUGGCGUAUAAAAAAAGCUGGAACAGAACCGCUGAGGAAGAGGCAGAGCUGGCUCGGCCGUGCGGCCUCCUGCUGCGGGAGCUGCUGAAAGAAAACACGUUUUCAAGCGAGUACUGAGCAGCAGAACGAGUUAAUGGUCUCUCUAGCACUGUUAGUAAAGUCAUUGUUAGUAAAUGGUGUAUAUCUGACGUCUUCUCUUUUAAUUACAGAGUUCAAACCCCCGUCUGCGUGCUGCCGACACACCAGGUUUCCCCUCCUCUCGUGUGAGCCACUAGGCAUGGCUAACUACUGCAUGAGGCGACACGCUGUUGUUCUCUCUAUAUAGGGCUGAAUUCCACGAUGUUGAGAGGCGUUGCUCACGGUGCAAAAGAUACAUUUACUCUUCUGUUGAUAAGAUCUCAGUACUGUAACCCGGGAUUGAAUUUUUCAUCUAUAUGGACUGAAGUAGCAAGCAGAAGCUUCCCAAUACAUUGCAGUUACACAACUGAUACAAAAUCAAGAGAGGAAAAUAAAAAAACCAUUGAGAGUCUCUACAGCUUGUCAGUCGACAUUAAGAAAAUACGCAGACUAAAGGAAUGGGUCCUUCUCCAGGAUGUGGCCUACGUUAAAGAAAUUGCUGGUAUCUUACAAGAAAUGGGUGCGGAUGAGACCACAGUAGCCAACAUUUUAGAACGCUGCCCAGAGGCAGUUCUCCAUACCCCUGCAGAGAUAAACUCUCAAAGAGAUCUGUGGCAAUUAGUAUGCCAGAAUGAAAAACAGCUGAUUAAAUUAAUAGAGCAAUUUCCAGAGUCUUUUUUUACUACUGAAAAUCAUGAGAACCAGAAGGCAAAUAUACUGUUUUUUCAAGAGUUGGGACUUAAGAAUAAUAUAAUCACCAGGUUCUUAACAAGUGCACCCAGUAUUUUCUACAAUCCUGUUGAGAAAAACAAAAACGUGAUAGAGACAUUACAAAGAAAUUAUUUAAGUUUAGGAGGUUCUGAUGCAAAUAUGAAGAUCUGGAUACUGAAGCUAUUGAGCCAAAAUCCAUUUAUUUUAUUAAAUACCUCCACCUCAAUCCAGGAGAACUUGGAGUUUCUCCAGAAGAAUGAUUUCACUGACCAUGAAGUUCUACAGCUGCUGUCCAAACUUAAAGGUUUUAUUUUUCAGCUUACUCCUACUACUAUGCAGAAAAGUAUGCUUUUUUCCAAAAACAUCUUUAAGUGCAGCGAUCAAGAAUUGAAACGGUUAGUGCUGAAAUGCCCGGCCCUUCUCUACUACUCUGUUGCAGUUUUGGAAGAAAGAUUUGAAGGACUACUGAAGGAAGGAAUUUCUGUAGCACAGAUUAGGGAGACACCAAUGGUGCUGGAAUUGACAACGCAAAUUCUUCAGUACCGAAUUAAAAAACUCUCUGCUUUGGGAUAUGAUAUAAAGAGUGGAACUCUAGAAAGCUUGAAUGGUACUAAGAAAGAUUUUGAAGUCAAUUAUGGUAAGAUACAGUCAAAGAAGGAGAGACCAAUUUUUAAUCCUGUUGCUCCUAUAAACAUUGAAGAUUAAUUUGAAUGCUGUCCUUUACAUUAUGCAAAAGAAAAUUAUCAAAGAGAAAAGAGAUGUUGGUUGAGAAGAGCCAAACCAAAAGUAAUCUUAAGCAGAUUGUAGCCAGACACUGUACUUUGUCCUGAAGUGGGUCUCAGGCACAGCGUCAUUAUACAAUUGUAGAUUUCUGAUCCUUUCAAAUAAUAUAAUAGAACCUGGUUAUGAUAAAGAUUGCCUUUUUUUCCUAGGGAGUACCUCAUAUGUUUCUUUGGUGCUGUUACUUUUCGUUAUCUAACAGGGCAUUAACUGCUUUGGAUUUUCAGCUCUGUCAGUGCACAGUCCACCCUGUGGAAGCGAUUAGCACAAUCUUUCUCUAAGAAAGAGAAAAGGAGGGUUAUUUUUCCAGCAGUGUUCAUCAGCCCACCGGUUCACUGACUGUUGGAGACUUUUGGAGUUCUGCUCCUUAAUGCUGAAAUAAGGAGCUCUAACUCCCAGAUCCUGAACUGCAGCAGGAUUUUCUUCUUGGAUAGGAGAUCCUAGCUAGAGCGCAGUCUGAGAACAGGGGCAAGACAUAAUAUUUUUAUUUAGUGACUGCUACACUGAGGCCCUAGCAUGUUUGCAGGUAAACUAUAAUGCAAAGGAACUACAAGACUACUUCCUUUACAUUUCUGAAGCUUCAAAAUGUACUCCUUUUGCAAAAGGUUUGGGGCAGGAAGAAAUACCUUAUCUGCUAUUAUCUAGUUGUUAAUUUCUUCUUUUCUAGCAAGGCUCGGGGAGAGAAAAGGUUAGGGAGAGACUCACAUGAGUCUCAGAUAGUUGUAGGAGAGAGGAAAAAGUCAUGCUUUUAUGUUAGGUGUAACAAAACUCUAGUCUGUAAACACCUGGUGAUUAAAAGUGACUACCAGAUUUGCAAACAGCUGCCAGAGUUUCUAAAUAUAUGGGUGACAUUGCUUCUCAGAUAUCACCGAAUGGUAAUUGUUGACAAGUGCUGGCUUUCAAAACAGUAACUAUCUGACAGUGUUUAAGUUCUCAGGGGAUUUUAUUUAUGGCCUAUGAAUGGUAAUAUAAAACAGUAGCAUCGUUAACAAUCAUCUCAAUAGAAUUAUAGGAUCAUCAGUGAUUUUAUUUCUCAGAAAGACCUUCCUAAGCAACUAUUCCAUACACUUUUUGCCUGUUGUCAAGAGGGAAUGAGAUUUACACCACCCCCCCACCCCAGGCCAUUCUUCAAGGUCAUUUUUAACAGACAUUUUGGCAGCAAGUGCAGGGUUCCUUUUCUUAAAGAUAAGUUUUAAAUUGCUGAGGAAAGCUCAUAUUGAAUUACUCGUUUAGAGGGUGGGCUGCAAGAUGAUGAUUUUAUACGGCCUGCCACAUUAUCUGCUGCAAGCUUGGAAAGGGUUAGAAACAUCUGGUUAGAGCAGUGCCAAGAUCUCAGCAGCUGAAGGUCUUAAACUCACUGCCAUGCAGGCGAGCGCGGACGUGACGGCAGCCUGUAGGGGUAAAUGCCACUCUUGUAAGAGCACAUGUGACACUGGCGACAAUUCGAGAAGGGGCACAUAUCACCAGCACAAGAACAGUCAGGCUGUCUUACUAAGCCAUUUCUUUGCUGAGUCUUCCAAACACAUUACUGUUUUCUAAGAGGAAACGGCAAAGACAGCCAUAUUAAAAAUUCAUAGGAACUUGCCUUUGUCACUUUUUUACUGUCCUUCAGUGCUCAACUAUUAAGCAGACCACAAUAUUAUUUGAAUUCAAAAGCAUCCUUCCCCUCAGACACAAGGGGGCAUUUCAGCUCUCUGAAGCUAUUCAUAAUACAAGCCCUAAUGUUGAACCACACAACUGAUUGGUGGUUUAGGAUGAAAAGGAAACCAUCAUACAAAACAAUGUUUUCCCUGAAAAUGUAGUUUCAGCAUUUCUACAGGUGUCUAGUUUAAAAGUUCCUGAAACAGCUUAUUCCAAUCACCUACAAUAUUUCCAGUGGCAACGGACAAGACAGGAAAGUGACAUACUUCCUUAAUUGAGUCACAGCCCAAGUUAUCACAAACUCAUUUUCCAUUCUGCAUGUUUCAAUUCCUCCUCCUCCCCUUUCAAGACACAAGCAGAAAGACUCCUUUUCUCUACCAGCAGACCAAAAUUCAUUCAAUCCUCCAUUCAUAACUCUCUGCCUGGGACCCAUUUCCUCUCUUCACAGGAUUCAUUUAUAAUAAAACCUCAGGGAAGCUCCCAAUUACCAAAACGUUGUAUUACUGAAAUCUGCUUCCUCGUCUCUUGCUGUUGCUCACUGUGAAUGUGAACCAGUUUAUACUGUUUAAGUCUGGCAGAUAAAAGCCUGUAGACCAGCCUUUCAUUACACAGUGAGCAGUCAGGCGUGCAAGUAGUCUUAAUAAACAUUUCCCCUUUUGAAAUGGGGGCUGGGAAAAGGAAGGUAAAAUAAAACCCACAACAAAACUAACACAAGAACAACCCCACUCCCCCUAAAAAUUUCAGUUCCAUAUUCCAUUCAGCUCACUGAUCUUAAAUGUGGAUAUCCCCAAGCCUCAGCUCCCAGGAAAAAAAAAAAUAGUACAAGGGAUCUUGUGACUACACACAACCAACACCACAAUGAAGUUACAGUUUUUGUUAGGACCUGGUUGCCACUAUUUAGAUGGAGAUAAAAUACACUCUGGGGCAAGGUACAGUGGGAAGACUUAUACCCAAAUAUGCCUUUCUCCACAAAUUAACUAAGGAAGCUUUCAAAUGUCUGAAACAGCAAUAGUUUAAUGUUUCACAAGUGUCAGGACAGAAUCAGAACAAGUUUUUAAGACAAAGCAAGUUUCAUAAGUGAAUGGAAAACAUGCAGGAUAUAGGACAAAGCUCUUUUCAAAAACUAAAACCAUAUGCCAUGUUAAAGUGUUUCAGUUACAAGAAUCAGAAGUAAUAGCUACAGGAUAUGUUAAGCACAAAACAUAAUGAAGUGUCGGCAGCUCUUACAGAUCUAACAUCGCUUACCUCAGACCACACUUGUUUUGCAGCAAGUUUCAUAGUAUAAAAACUAGAGAAUGUCAUAGAAAAGGGGUAUGACCAGUUCAACAUUUGUUUUCAGAAAACGAUUAGGAAGGGUUUGGUUGAGUGUCACAACUAUCACCAUGCUCCAAAGAGGUGACUCAGUGAGUUCAGUGGUAGCACUCUGGGGAUACAUCUACACUGGGAACUGCGAGGGAGCAGAUGACACUAAGUUAUUUGCUGCAGCUAGAUUGCCUCCAAUAUCCGAGCUAGCUCAUUCCUAGAGCUAACUGGUAUUCUUGAACUACGCUAUAUUCUAUGCGAUUAGCUCUUGUCUAUAAAAAACAGUUGACGUCUUCCAUUUAUUGCAUACACUUACCUCAUUACGCCCUGGCAGCAGAACAGAACCAAGCAGCUGGUGCAACUAACAAAAGGAGCAGGUAAUUCCAUUUGCUGGGUUUUUGCUCUCCCCACCGCCCCAAAUUCCGGUGCUUAUGAAUACCAUGCUACCAACACAUACAACGGUUACUGAUACCAAAUAAAGUUGUUCCAGACUGCAGUUGAAGUACCCAUGGCUCAGAGAGACUAGGCGACUACUGUACCAUAAUUUACACAUAGUAUACUUUGAACACCCAUGAAUAUAGGACUAAGUUUUAGACAAGUGAUAUGUUCUGAUUUUUUUUAAUUUCUAAAAAGUCUCCCUAGAUAUCCUUCUUGUACAACCAUAGCCACUGAAAAAGUAAGCUUACGUGCUUAGAUGUUCUCUGUAGGAACACAAGUUUUUAGAAAAUACUGCAUACAUAACAUUCACAGCCACCGCCUCUGGGCUUCCAAAGAGGUUACUUAUUUGCAAAGUCAGUACAAAAGAAAAAAAAAAUCACCGACAGCUAUUUUUUAUUUUAAGGCAACCUCAAGCUGUGUAUUACAAGUGCAUUUCGCCUUACGCUGCAGAGGACCUACAGAUGUUCCCAUCUGAGGUGUGUCAACAUUUGGAAUCUGUCGGUACACAAUUAGAUGAUGGUUUGUUUUUUUUUUUAAGAAGGCCUCAUCUACCUAUUUUGGUUUGUUUUAAAUAAAAGUAUUGCAUUUUAUUCAAAAAAUCAAAAUGCAAAGUAUAAGAGAAA